Molecule: messenger RNA, 804 nt
Organism: Ustilaginoidea virens
Lineage: Eukaryota; Fungi; Ascomycota; Sordariomycetes; Hypocreales; Clavicipitaceae
Exons: 3
Coding region: 1-804 (267 amino acids)
Source: RefSeq, a predicted model, not a curated record
AUGGCUUUGCUGCCUCCGCCGAACGAAUUUGACGCAGAAAAGGAGGCGUCACGCUUCGGCUGGCUUUUAUAUGGCACUGAAAGAGACAUGUAUCAAAUACACGGUGGGUGUGGAUUUUCCAAAAAGCUGCUUCAUAUCCUCAGUCAGGUCACCUACUGCGCAGCUCGCCUGCAGCAGGAAGCGGAAAGCCCCAUCGUGCCCAUGACUGCGCAGUAUGUCUACGCAGAACUUGAUAGAAUGAGACAGUGGAGCCCCGAAUCCAAAGACUGGGAAUCAGCUAAAGCUUCCCCUCUGGUCAUUGAAUGGGUCCGCAUGCAGCCCCCAGAUUAUGUCAUUGUUGACAAUCCCACAAUGACAGACGUGACUGCAGAGGCAUGGCGAAUUACCGCCAUCCUCUAUCUCCUGUGUCGAGUGUUCAGGCUACCUCGGAACCAUCCGGAAGUCAUUUCCCAGUUGGAUGAUUUGUCAAGGUGUAUCAUCAUCAUGCCGACAUCGGGGAUGCAGUUCACUGCGCAGGCUCCCCUGUUCCCCGUGUUUUUGCUGGGGGUUUUAGCCACCUUGCCAGAGCACAAAGCUGUAUCGAGCACAUGGUUCAACGAAGUCCUACAAGCCCCAGUCAGAAGUAGUGUGCCUCCAUUGCAUGAUGCACUACAACACAUCUGCAGUUGGAUUGAUGAAGUGAUUCCUCUACCAUCGCCGUCAAUUCUAGACCCGCUGGAACCAAUCCAUCAUCGUCCACAGUGGUGGGAGACAUUAGUCACCACAAUUCACGAGCAAGAGCAAGAGGUGCUCUGUCUCACAUGA